Messenger RNA from Durio zibethinus, 444 nucleotides. The record is from RefSeq and is a predicted model, not a curated record. NCBI's taxonomy places the organism in Eukaryota, Viridiplantae, Streptophyta, Magnoliopsida, Malvales, Malvaceae.
AUGGCUCAGGAGUUGGUUAAAGGCUACAGUAGAUCUACUUUGUUCCCUAGAUGUUUCUUCUCUAGAAAGAGAGGGUUAAUACAAGGUGAUGCUCUAUCCAUUUAUUUGUUUGUACUAGCUAUGAAUGUUCUCUCACUUAUGCUAGAUCAAGCCGUGUCUAAGGUUUGUUUUCAGUUUCAUGCUAAGUGCAAAAGAAUCAAUCUUACUCCUCUCAGCUUUGCUAAUAACUUGAUGAUAUUAAGCAAAGGCAGUAGAGAAUCUCUCAUAGCUAUUCAGGGAGUGAACUAUUCAGCUCGGGCGGCUGACCAGGAUAUUACUGCUAUUCGCAAAAUCACUGGUUUCAAGACUUGGCAUAUUGCAGUUAGAUACCUUUGUGUUCCUUUAGUGACCAGGAGAUUAACUGGACGUGAUUGUUUCCCAGUUACAGAAGAGAUCUUCAAUUGA